Messenger RNA from Acanthamoeba castellanii str. Neff, 246 nucleotides. Its product is annotated as elongation factor 1, putative. The transcript has 2 exons. NCBI's taxonomy places the organism in Eukaryota, Discosea, Longamoebia, Acanthamoebidae. Gene Ontology annotation, cellular component: transcription elongation factor complex. The record is from RefSeq and is a predicted model, not a curated record. Gene Ontology annotation, biological process: transcription elongation by RNA polymerase II. Bases 1 to 246 code for a protein of 81 amino acids. Gene Ontology annotation, molecular function: RNA polymerase II complex binding.
AUGGGAAAGAGGAAGUCGCGGGCUAAGCCCGUAAAGCGCAUGGAACAGAAGGUGCCCACUACGUUCGACUGCCCCUUCUGCAACCACGAAAAGGCUGUGGACUGCAAGAUCGAUAAAGACACCUCGAUCGGAUCGAUACGGUGUAGGGUGUGCAACGAAAGCUAUCAAAUGAUUACCAACUAUCUGUCGGAACCGAUUGAUGUAUAUAGCGAGUGGAUUGAUCAGUGCGAAGCGGCCAACCAGUGA